UGUUCCUCUCCGUCGAGGGUAUAAGGAAAAUAAAUCCAUGUUACAGUGUCGUCAGUGUUUUCGUCUACACGAAAUGGCCAGCUUUCGGUGAAGCGUAACAUAAUUUCAGUGCUAGCUGGUGCAUCGUGAAUGUGCAUUGUGACAUGUGUACCAGAAAGUUCGAAAUUUCGUAAAUUGAAAUAGAAACCCGUUUAUUCGUUGACCCACUUCUACUAAAUGGGUGUGUGAAAUGGCAGUGAAAAUAGAGUGAAUCAUUUUUUCAGUUCAGUUUUUCGAUUCGAAGAAUCCGUCACCGGCUCAAAGUGGUGCUUGCUGAGGUUUCUCCUGACCGCUUCUUCGUGGGGUCCUUCGGUAACCUACAGGAGCUCCUGGCUGUGGGCAUGUUACUGGUUUCGUAUGGGAAGCUAAUCCGUUAGUGUUACAAAUCGGAUCGCCGAAUCCCUAAACUGCAGGAAGAAGCAGAGCACCACGAUUCAGCACCGUUCAGCAUUUAUUGCCAUUUAUCGAUUUGGUGUGUUAAAUAGCGUUUGUCGCCUGUCCGUCUGGUUGCGAAUCGUUCACAUUACUUCGUUUCCGCGAAACGUGACAGAAACGGUAGUUUCUGUAACGACAGCGCCGUCGAACCUGAACCAGGAAGCUCACUUUCUUGGCACACGCUUUAGAAUUGAAAGCUCGUGCAAGAGAGAAGGCACGACUGUAACGCGAAGGUACUGACCACCGGGAGGCAAAGUUGUCCAGGAAAGCCGUAAAAUAGACCUACCGUUGGAAGGAGGAAGGAGAAGGAUCGGCCAACAUUCAUCGCUGCAACUGUCGUGCACCCAACAGUGCAGCGGACGGAGGCAGGAACGAUGUCGUCUAAAAACAUACCCGCUGAUAAGAUAAACCUGAGGCUAAUACUCGUCAGUGGCAAGACGAAAGAAUUCCUCUUCAGUCAGACGGACUCGGCCGGUGAUAUAGCACUCACAGUAUUCGAAAACUGGCCCGAUGAUUGGGAGGCGGAAGCGGUGGCGAAGGCGGAAAUCUUAAGACUCAUCUACCAGGGGCGCUUUCUGCACUGCAACGUGACGUUAGGGGCGCUGGGGCUACCGUUAGGCAAAACGACCGUGAUGCAUCUGGUGCCGCGUGAUAAUCUACCCGAGCCAAACUCCCAGGACCAGCGACAGAAAAGUAAAGGCGGUUCCAGUAGAUGCUGUUCCACGAGCUGCUGUAUACUGUAACCACGCUGCAGCACGCCGGCGAUGUGUUGUACGGUGGUGGCAGCAGGUGGCAGCAGAAGGAGCGGCAGGAGGACGAGAAAGAGCAACCGGAGCAGGACGAGGUGUGCAGUACGCCGCGCAGAGAGCUACUGAACGGAUGAUGGCCAACGACGGCAAGGAUGCUGCGGCGGUGCACAAACGGUUCCAGAGCCCGAGAAGUGCCGCUGACGUGUUGUGUAGCGGACCGCAGAACCGAGCUCACGCAAGCUGCUGGGGGUCGGCGAAGACGUGUCUGGAGUGUGCCCGAGAUCACGCCUGAGAUCAUCGCAACAACCGGAACAACAGCAACGUGCGUGUGCGACAACGGUGCGCGUGAGAAGACGGAUGCGAGAACGUUGUCAUCUCCUAUGGAGUGUGUCCUAAGUAAUUGUGCAUGGAUGUGUGCGUGCGCGAGUGGGCGGUCGGGCGCAAGUAGGUUGUUUUUAGUCGGAGCGCCACACAAACGGACCCGCAUACACACCGACACACACACACACACAUGUACAGCUGCAUCCACGGUUCAUCAGCACACACGCGAGCAUAUGAGCGAACUUCUAAAUGCCAAUACCGUCGUGAAAGAGUCUCUGUCCCCGGCGAAAAGCCGUCGACGCCGACGCCUCGAACUGCUGCCACACACCGACGACACUCGAUGAGAAGAUAUGUUGCUUCAGUGGGAGAGAAACGCGCGCGCGUGUGUGUAUUAUUAGGGGAGAAAAUGCGAAUUUCGGUAAACGUUACAGUAGUAGUAGUAGUAGUCGAUAUGUUUAGUGUUAGGGAUAAUAUACGUUUUUUUGUCUUUCGG
Molecule: messenger RNA, 2037 nt
Organism: Anopheles bellator
Lineage: Eukaryota; Metazoa; Arthropoda; Insecta; Diptera; Culicidae
Gene: UBL3
Product: ubiquitin-like protein 3
Exons: 5
Coding region: 849-1217 (122 amino acids)
Source: RefSeq, a predicted model, not a curated record